AUGGCCACCUCCCCAGCAUCCGCCGCCGCCACCGCUGGCCGCGUGACCACCGUCGUUACCGAGACCAUGGCCGGGUGGUGCGUGCUGAUGACGGUCGACGGGUACUCCAAACUCAUGGAGGCCGACGAGUGCAUCGAAUCCGACUGGUUCUGCGCCGGAUGCCGCCGUUGGUACAUGUACAUAAUCGGCGGAGCGAAGGAAGCCGCCGCCGCCGACUUGGCGACCUUCGUCAUUGGUCUCGAGAGCCCAGAUGAUGAAGUGAAGGUGCGGUACAAGCUCACCCUGCUCAACCGUGCCGGAGAGAUAAUCUCCGCCACCCAAAGCUUCGCUACCCUCUCGAGCUCAGUUAACUCCACUGAGAUGGGGGCGAUGGACACCCAGUAUCUCCUCGAGGACAGCUUCCAGAUCAGGUGCGAAGUCGCCGUCGUCACGGAGAUCACCGCGGCGCGGCCGCCGGACCUGCCCCGGCACCUCGGCGGCCUCCUGGCGAGCCAGGUCGGGGCGGACGCGACGUUCCAGGUCGGCGGCGAGGUCUUCGCCGCGCACCGGUGCGUGCUCGCCGCCCGCUCCGGGGUCUUCAUGGCCGAGCUCUUCGGCCCGGGGAAGGGAACGAGCGCCGCCGCGGCGGCCCCCGUGCGGAUCGACGGCGUGGAGCCGAGGGUGUUCCGGGCCUUGCUGCACUUCAUCUACACCGACUCCCUUCCUGAGGUUGAGGUAGGCGAGGGCGGCGGCGACGACGACGAGGUCGCCAUGGCUCGGGGUCUGCUCGCGGCGGCGGACAGGUUCGGCGUGGAGAGCCUCAAGCUGAUCUGCGGCGACGUGCUGUGCAACUCCAUCGACGCGCGCACGGCCGUGGACUUGCUGGAGCUAGCGGACAACCAUGGCUGCCCGAGUCUCAAGGCGGCGUGUGUCAAGGUCAUCAAGGACCUGCUCGCCAAGGUUUCGCCUUCAUCGUCUCCAAUCAGGAAGAGGCAAAAGAAACUUAAUUAG
This is a messenger RNA of Panicum virgatum (switchgrass), 990 nucleotides long. RefSeq names its product BTB/POZ and MATH domain-containing protein 1-like. The record is from RefSeq and is a predicted model, not a curated record. Lineage: Eukaryota; Viridiplantae; Streptophyta; Magnoliopsida; Poales; Poaceae. Gene Ontology annotation, molecular function: protein binding. Bases 1 to 990 code for a protein of 329 amino acids. The transcript has a single exon. Gene Ontology annotation, biological process: protein ubiquitination.